AUGAACGAGUCCUCCAAGCGCCGUCUCAUGAUGGGCUUCCAGGGGAAGAAGAAGAAAAACCAGCCGCAGGGCUCGGCAUCGGUAGACCCGGAGGACCAGACUCUGGCUGACCGUCUCCGUCAGCUCAACGCCGAUUCGGCACAGGCCGGGGCGGCAGCGGUCGGCCCCUCUCCUCGCCGAGGCGCCACUACCGAAGGGACUUCCUCCCGAGCUGCCGGCAAACGGCCCUUUACCGUCGACCUAGAUGCCGAACCGGCCCCAAAGCGCGGACGGCAGGCCGAGCCUACUCGGGCCAUCUUCGCUGCUGACAACGACGAGGAGCCUGCCGAUCCAGUCACCCUGGCCUGUCCGCCGAAGACGGUCCAGUUUGCGAACCAUAUGAUCCUUGGUUCGCAAAUGGAGCUGAAUGAGAUCGAGGAGCUGCCGAAGAAGCUCCUUCGAGAGGAGGCGGGUCGCGCUUUCCGUCUUCAAGCAUCGGCUUCGAUGGACAUGUGGCUUUGCAUGAAGCGAGCCAUCAAUGCUGCGAGAAGGCGAAGAAGGCCUAUGAGGACGGCAGGGCCAGGGUUGCCGAGGCUGGCAAGGCUAUCCAGGACCAUGCGAAACCUGGCGAAGGAUUUGCAGGCUGCCGAACGGCAGGUCAGGGUUUAUGAGUCCAAGUUCGCAGAUCUGUCGUCAGCCCUGGAGUCGGCACAGCUAUCGGCAAAAGAGGCUCUGGAGGCGAAGGAAGCCGUUGAGGUGGCUCUGGAGGAGUCGGAGCGGGCCAAAGCUUCGGAGAUUGAGGCUGCCGUCCAGGAGGCCAUUCAGAAGUAUCGCUACUCUCCCGAUUUCUCUACCUUGCUUGACAAGGAGGUGGGCUCGGAGAUGGUGGAUCUCAUCUACCGAUUCAAGCGGUACAAUCCUGGGACGAAGCUCAACUUGAACUUCAUUGCCGAUCCUCCUCCCCUUCCCGAAGGCGUUACAGAAGAAAUGAUUGAGGAGUACGAAGGGGAAGACGCUCCGGGGAGCCCGAGCCACUGGUGCCGAAGGGAUGCCGAGGAGGCACCUGAAGGCCCUUCAUCCUGA
Molecule: messenger RNA, 1062 nt
Organism: Prunus armeniaca (apricot)
Lineage: Eukaryota; Viridiplantae; Streptophyta; Magnoliopsida; Rosales; Rosaceae
Source: the annotation of a GenBank genome assembly